Molecule: messenger RNA, 621 nt
Organism: Drosophila obscura
Lineage: Eukaryota; Metazoa; Arthropoda; Insecta; Diptera; Drosophilidae
Exons: 2
Coding region: 1-621 (206 amino acids)
Source: RefSeq, a predicted model, not a curated record
AUGUUCCGCGUCUUGCCACUGCUCUGCCUUCUGCUGGGCCUCUCCACUGCUCGGUCUGCGGAGAACUGCGAUCAGGACCCCACCGCCACGCUCUUCUGCCGGGGCGAGCGCGCCCUACGCAACGUCCUGAGGAACUUAAACAAAAGCGACAAGCCGCUGGUGGUGGUACGGGGACUGGAGAUUGUGCCGCUGCCAAAUGCCAUAGCAGUCGAGGAGGAUUCCGAUUCCGAGCAGGGCCUGCUGGACAGUCUGGCCUUCUAUCUGCGAAACCACGAGGUGAAUGUGAAGCUGGCCUACCUACUGGAAGACGAGACCAAGGGCGAGGUUUCAGAAGCCCGCAAAAAGGACAAGGGCCAGGGAAUGCUUUUGGCCAUGGCCCUGAUGUUUGGCAAAAUGAUGGCCGUGCUGGGACUCGGCGGCAUUGGAGCAUUGGCCAUGAAGGCGCUCGGCGUGUCUAUGGUGGCUCUAAUGAUGGCCGGAAUGCUGGGUCUGAAAACGGCAGCGCAGCAUGGCGGAGAAUCCAGUCACAGCAUUUCGUACGUAACCGGCGAGGGACACCAUCACAAACGCCGGCGCCGAUCCACGGGUCAGCAACCCAUCGCCUACACGGGCUGGAAUUGA